AUGAAUAUUCGUGAGUUGCAAAAGACUUUAACACGGGAAGAUGGCGCAUCUUCUAAAUCACCCGAUCAAUUUCCCGAAAGACAACCAUACAUGACUCAGUCGGAUGAUUUUCUGCCAUCAUUGUUUACGUCGACUAACAUCACCUUCAGGCGCAAUAAUUACCAGUAUCUUCCAAAAGCAGUGUCACAGAUUCAAAUUGAACCUGUUAACAGCAGCCAAAAGGUGUAUCUUAACGUAAAUUUCAAGAAACUCCCGUUUUACAGAGUGUUAACUGAAUUAGUGAGGCCGUCUGACCUUCUACCGGACAAUUCAGGGUCAGGGAGCGUCAAAAAUACCUUCCAGUUUCACUUGACACAACAGCAAGUAGAAGACAUCAGGAAUUCCCAACUCCAUCGAUUUGGAAGUUCUAAAGUAGAUUAUGUGAUUCAGGUUCAAAUGCGGUUUUGUUUGAAAGAAGAAAUAUUUGAACAGGAAGAUUGCAUCCCUUCUGGAGUUACCGCUAAGAUUAAUAACCAGAAGUGUCAUAUUCCGUUUCACUCAAAACCGCUCCCAGGAGAUUUGAAGAAAAAGAAAGUCCUGAUGAAGCCAAUCGACAUAACUUCGUUGGUAAAAUUGACGUCUGUUGAAAGGAAUGAAGUUUCAAUCAUUUGUCCGCCGGACUUUGGGAAGAAAUACGUUAUUGGUGUCUUCCUUGUAAGAAAAUUGACCAGCUAUGAAUUGGCUAAUGGAAUGAGAAUAAAAAAUGUCCAGGAUCCUGAAUUUACAAGAGAAAAAAUCAUCGAAAAGUUAAAUGAAGAUGCUCAUUCUGAAGUUGCAACUACUUCUUUGUGCGUGUCAUUGGCGUGUCCUCUGGGAAAGAUGAGGAUGAUCACACCCGGAAGGGCCUUUUCUUGCACACAUUUGCAGUGUUUUGACGUAAGAUCUUACUUGCAAAUGAACGAGUUUAGGCCGACAUGGAUUUGUCCGGUUUGUAAUAAACCUGCGCCCUUUGAUUCUCUUGUUGUUGAUGGGUAUUUCAAAGAAGUUUUGGCUUCUGAUAAGUUAGUAGAAGAUGAAAAUGAAGUUCAAUUGCUGCCAGAUGGAUCUUGGAAGGUUUUGAUAACGAGUGAUCGAGAUCAAAAUAAAAAGGGUACGUCGGGAGAAGUAAAAAUUGAGGAAACUGAUGGUUCAGUUGGAAUUUCAGAAGAAGUCGAUGUUAAAAAAGAACAGAUUGUUGAUUUGAUUUCCAGUGGUGAAGAAGAAGAAGAGAUUAACGUUUUGCCUUUUAAAAAAAGGAAGCUAGGUUAUUUUGAAAAUGAGGUUAUUGUUGUGGAUUUAAAUUGA
This is a messenger RNA of Cotesia glomerata, 1323 nucleotides long. RefSeq names its product E3 SUMO-protein ligase PIAS1-like. The transcript has a single exon. Gene Ontology annotation, molecular function: zinc ion binding; SUMO ligase activity; transcription coregulator activity. Bases 1 to 1323 code for a protein of 440 amino acids. Gene Ontology annotation, biological process: protein sumoylation; regulation of transcription by RNA polymerase II. Lineage: Eukaryota; Metazoa; Arthropoda; Insecta; Hymenoptera; Braconidae. The record is from RefSeq and is a predicted model, not a curated record.